GACAGUGACAAAACGGAUGGAGAGGGGGAGCAGGCAAACGGGGGACAUGAAGAAGGGGGGCCGGAAAACGAAGAAUAUGCAAGUGUGAAGGAACCUGUUCAGUGCGACGGUAGCGGUGAUACAGCGGAGGCAGCACCCAAUGUAGGUACUUACCUAUCGGGGGAGGGUGACUCAAAGCACCGCACAGUACUCGAAGGGGAAUCAGAAAAGGCAAGCAAUGAGGAAGGCGAUGAGGCAGAUGCCAUGCCAAACGUGGACGCAGCUAAUGGCGACGAUGUCCCACCUGAACAUGAGGAACAGCAUCCCAGUGACAAUAAAGAUGAAAAUGGGGUAAAAAAAAAAAAAAAAAAAUUGCGAAGGUUGAAAAAAUGCAAUGAUGGAAGUGACACUCAGGAGGAUACACAAGAGGCAGAUGAAGAGAAGCAGGCCCAUAAAAUUAGUAAAAAGAAUUUUAUCGUAAAAAAUAUCGCACAUGAAAGGGAAGGGGAGGAAGACGACGAUGGAAAGAACCCUCCUGACGAUGGACACGAAACUCCCGCGGGGGGGGAAGAAAAUCAGGGGGAGAAAAAAAACCAGAAGGUGAUGAAGAAAAAGAUGGAGAAGAGAAAGACCAAAGGGGGAAAGAAGCACGGAGCGAACACUAACGCGGAUGCAGGUGCCAACUCAGAUGCUAGCUACCCCGGUGGCGAUGAAGAUGAUGAUGACGACGAUCAUGACGACUACGAGGGAUACCACUCCGAGGACCACUCAGACAGUGAACCAGACGAGGAAGAAGACCUCUCCCAAGGAGAGAGCGACGAGGAGGAAAAGAGGAAGAAAUCCCGAAGGAAGAAGAAGGCAGGAGAGGGUACCCAAAAGAAGAGCGAACCAAAGGGGAACGAAUCCAAGGCAGAUGAAGACGGAGACGACACGCAACAACUGAAGGAAAGAAAAAAGAAAAUGAAAAACUCGAAACUCAUGGAAGACAUCGACCCAGAUGAGGACAAGUUAAAGUUAAAGCUAAUUUGCAUGUCCUUCCAUAAGAAGGAAUACGAUAUAGAGGAGUUCAUAUUCGAAAGUUUGAAGGUAAUAAUUCCCCAGUACAAAAGGGAGGUGUUCCUGAACCAACAGAAUAUAAUCAUUGACCGUACCAACAGGGAGGAAUUGAAGAGCCUGGAGGUUUUCUGGUUCGACAGGUUAACAAGGAACAGGAGCCGAAGCAUAAUUAGCUGCUUCACCACGUUGGGUAAGAUGGGCCUUGCGGGGAAAGCAACGAAUGGAGCGACCGGCGCGUCGGAAAAUUUAGCCAGCGCUCCCGAAAAUGUGACGAAUGUUCCGGAAAAGGUAGCUAGCACGGUAACCGCCACCCUGGAGCAUAUAUUCACCAAGAAGAAGGACCAAAUAAUUGUGGACCACCUCGCUGCGCUCUGCACACAACAAGUGAAACUGGUCAAGGAGUACAUCUCCUACGUGAGGAAAAACAUAUUCGACCUAUCGUCCAUCUCAGAAAACAACGACAAAAUAAAAGAAUUGAAUAUCCUAGAUCCGAUAAAAAGGAGGGAACUGUUCUUUUACCUUAAUUUAUGCAUUUCAAUGAAUUACAUUCAAGAGCAGGCCCCAAAUGUUUAUGCUCUGCCGAAUGAUCUUUCUCCAGACAUUAGGGGCUUCAAUUUGCACCCCAUGUUUUCUCAUAUCAAUAAAAAAAAAAAUGAACAAAGAAGAGAAAAAGUUGGAAAUCCUUGGGAAAAAUUAAAAUUAUUAAAAAAAUCCCAAAAGACGGAUGGAGCAAAUAAAUCUAGCGACCCCAGCAUGCGCAAAGGAGAAGUAGCCGCACAAAUGAGUACAAAAAAAAAUGAAAUAAAUGAGGAGGAACCACCAGACGGAGAAGAAAAUGAUGAAAAAAAAAAAAACAGUAAACACACAGAUGAUAACGAAAUGGUUAACAAAAAAGCUUUGGAAGAGGAAGAAAAAAAAAGAAAGGCAUUAGAAGAAAUGAAAAAAAAAAAAAAAGAAAAAGAUGAAAAAAAAAUUUACAACGUUUAUUCUCUACUCGAAUCAGCUGCCCAGUAUUUUGGCGAAGGACCAAAAUACUCCAACCCUAAUAUGCAUGAAUUCUACAAGUCCAACAAUAAUCAGCUCGUUUACAUAAAACCACCAGGAAAUAUAGACGAGAAAAAUAUAUUGAUAAAUUACUUUUUGCAAUUUCCAAGCAUCACCAAAAAGCUAGAAUACAAUAAAAGAAGAAUCUAUGCUGAGAAUUAUGGCCUUGUUAGGAUUAUUAAAAAUAGCGAAAAUUUACCCGUCAGUUUUUCUUUGAAUACACACCCCUGGCUGUUAGAGCCGUAUCAGGACCUCUGGAAGGAGCAAAACAAAUUGAACAACUUUUCCAUUUUUAAUAUGGACAAUUUGUUGCGUGACGGGGAAGACGACUUGGUGAGCUUCGAGAGUAACCAGUUCUCCCUCACCAGGGGGGACGCGCAAAAGGCAGCACCGGUGAAGACGGAGGCGGUGAAAAUAGAUGCGGUGAAAACAGAGACAGUAAAGGGGGAAGCUAUAAAGACAGAACCUACAAAGCUAGAAGCUACAAUGACAGAAGUUACAAAGACAGAAGUUACAAAGACAGAAGCUGCAAAGGAAGAAGCCCCCCAGGAGGGAAACUCCAAAUGUGACGCUCCCCAACCGGAGGCAUCGCCCCCCACCAUACCGAACAAACCGGGCGAACAAACUUCAGCACUUCCCACCGAAAUAAAAAUAUAUGACAGCAAAAAGAAAAACGAUUUUCUCACCAAAAAAAUUAAAAAGUUCUGUUCGAAUGAGGACACUAAACAGCUAAAACUGACGUCCUUCCUGAGUAGAGAAAAAGUCAGCAAAAAUGUGGACGUGGUUAAAAAAGGGGACAGCGAAAAACCAGACAAGGAUAAGCUCACCCCAGGCGAGCUAAGCAGAAACAUAGUCGGAAACCAAAAGGAGGAACAACCAAGUGAAGAACUCCCCCUAGAAAGUGAAAAAGAAGACACAGAAUACAUUAAAAUAAAAAAAAAAAAUAAGAGAGUACUAGACGACGAAGCAAUUAAUGAGAUAUAUGACAGCCAGACGGACAACGACACGAAUAACGGAUCCCACGUGGAUCAAGGAAAUGGAGGAUAUCAUGAACCAAGUGGGUCCACCGAACAGCAGGAGCAGCACGCCAACCAUGAGAAGAGCUCCACUGCCAGUAACAAUCCUGACUGGGUUAAGGACGAUCAUGCUGAGGAGCCGGAAGGAAGUGUGCGAAUAAAAAAAAAACUGAAAAAGAGGCAGGUUCCUGAUGAAAACGACGUUGGUUACGAUGCUGAUGAUGGCAGCGACGACGAUGCCCAAGACGAGGAUGCCACAAAGGGAAGUGAAAACACAAACGAAGAUGAGGUCAAGAAAGAACAGGCAGACAAAACGAACAACCAGUUUUAUACGGUUUUUAAGGAGCGAUUCGAAAAGGAAAAGAAAAGGUUGCGGGACGACAAGAUGCAACACGUGUUCGAGUUAGAAGCAGAGGAAAGUGAGGACGAAAAUAUUGAGGACCCUGAAGAAAGGAAGAGGGCGCAGCUGCUAAAGAGGAAGAACCAGGCGGAUGACUCCGACGAUGACGAACAGUACAACAACGAGGGACUUAGCGAAUUCAUAAACAACGAAGAGUACAACAGCGACAACGAGGUUGUCAAACUUAAGCACAAACAAGAAAUGGAACAACUGGAGGAAGACCUAUUUUUAAAAAAGUUCACCUACCAAGGGAAGGAAUUUAACAACGAACUGACAAACAGAGAAAAACUGGAACUAGAAAGAGAGCGGCAAUUACUACGAAGGAAGAAACUGCUAUUUGACAAAACUUUAGGACAUGUGAAGUUGAGUGACUUCGAGUCAGAUAGCAGCACAAGCAGUAACACCAGCUCGAAGAAGAAAAUUAAAAACACCAUGUAUGAACCGUUCACCGAACUUGAAAAUACAAAGUUGUCUAAGAGGAAUCAUCCCACGGUUGGUGGGGCUCAUAAGGAGGGUGCCUUUAACAAGGGAGAGGGUCCCGCAGAUUUGGAAGGCGAACACAAAAGGAAGCAGAUCCUCGAAAAAAUGGACAACGUCAUGUACACGAAGGAGAUCAAAACGAACGAAGGAAAACGAAUCGUGAUUAAGAAAAAAAGGAAAAUUCGUUUUCAUCAAGACUUGUCCGAUGUGACAGUCACGGAGGAGGAGAAGGUUGACGCAUAUGAAAAAACCAAGAAGAAACCGAAAAAGGUAAAUGCAAACUUGGUUGAGCAACCCAAGUCAUCCCCUGUCACCAUUCCAAACAAGGGAAUGAAUCAUAAUAACAAGGCCUCCAUAAAAUGGAACGACAACAUAAAGGAUAUCAGCGAGCUGGACACCCCCACCAGUAACGAAGUCUUUAAAGGCUUCCGCAAGGUCGAAAAUGCGCAGUGA
This is a messenger RNA of Plasmodium coatneyi, 4428 nucleotides long. RefSeq lists its product as uncharacterized. The transcript has 4 exons. The record is from RefSeq and is a predicted model, not a curated record. The annotation marks the transcript as partial. NCBI's taxonomy places the organism in Eukaryota, Apicomplexa, Aconoidasida, Haemosporida, Plasmodiidae.